This is a messenger RNA of Rangifer tarandus platyrhynchus (Svalbard reindeer), 1341 nucleotides long. The record is from the annotation of a GenBank genome assembly. Lineage: Eukaryota; Metazoa; Chordata; Mammalia; Artiodactyla; Cervidae.
AUGAGGACUCUCAACACCUCUGCCAUGGAAGGCACCGGGCUGGUGGCGGAGAGGGACUUCUCCUUCCGCAUUCUCACAGCCUGUUUCCUGUCGCUGCUCAUCCUGUCCACCCUCCUGGGGAACACGCUGGUCUGUGCCGCCGUGAUCAGGUUCCGCCACCUGCGAUCCAAGGUGACCAACUUCUUCGUCAUCUCCUUGGCUGUGUCGGAUCUCUUGGUGGCCGUCUUGGUCAUGCCCUGGAAAGCAGUGGCCGAGAUCGCUGGCUUCUGGCCCUUCGGGUCCUUCUGUAACAUCUGGGUGGCCUUUGACAUCAUGUGCUCCACCGCAUCCAUCCUCAAUCUCUGUGUCAUCAGUGUGGACAGGUAUUGGGCCAUCUCUAGCCCCUUCCGGUAUGAGAGGAAGAUGACUCCCAAGGCAGCCUUCAUUCUGAUCAGUGUGGCGUGGACUUUGUCUGUUCUUAUCUCCUUCAUCCCCGUGCAGCUCAGCUGGCACAAGGCAAAACCCACAGGUCCCUCCGAGGGGAAUGCCACUUCCCUGAGCAAGCCCAUCAACAGCUGUGACUCCAGCUUGAGCAGGACAUAUGCCAUUUCAUCCUCUCUAAUAAGCUUUUACAUCCCUGUGGCCAUCAUGAUUGUCACCUACACGAGGAUCUACAGGAUCGCCCAGAAACAAAUACGGCGCAUCUCAGCCUUGGAGAGGGCAGCAGUCCAUGCCAAGAACUGCCAGACCACUACAGGUAACGGAAACCCCAUGGAAUGUUCUCAACCAGAAAGCUCCUUUAAGAUGUCCUUCAAAAGAGAGACUAAAGUUCUGAAGACCCUGUCGGUGAUCAUGGGGGUGUUUGUGUGCUGCUGGCUUCCUUUCUUCAUCUUGAACUGCAUGGUGCCCUUCUGUGGGUCUGGAGAGACCAAGCCCUUCUGCAUCGAUUCCAUCACCUUCGACGUAUUUGUGUGGUUCGGGUGGGCAAAUUCCUCCUUGAACCCCAUCAUUUAUGCCUUUAAUGCUGAUUUUCGGAAGGCAUUUUCCACCCUCUUAGGAUGCUACAGGCUUUGCCCGACUACGAAUAAUGCCAUAGAGACGGUUAGCAUCAAUAACAACGGGGCUGUGGUAUUUUCCAGCCAUCACGAGCCUCGGGGUUCCAUCUCCAAGGACUGCAAUGUGGUGUAUCUGAUCCCACAUGCUGUGGGCUCCUCCGAGGACCUGAAGAAGGAAGAGGCAGGGGGAAUAGUCAAGCCCUUGGAGAAGCUGUCCCCAGCCCUGUCUGUCAUUUUGGACUAUGACACUGAUGUCUCUCUGGAGAAGAUCCAGCCCAUCACACAAAAUGGACAGCACCCGACCUGA